GAGAGAAGAGGGAGGACGACGACGAUUCAUACCGCGCCAUAACACACGACGAAAGCGACUUUCGGUUUUUUGUACCCGAAGCGCAACAGAAGAUCUUUAGAGACGUGAAUUUACUCUGUGGAUUUUUCUUCUAUUUUAUUUCCCUAACAAUGCUCACAGUCGGAGCUGAAAAGUUUCAUUCGGGUAGCUGUCUUAUGUUAGUUAUGUUAUGUUAGUCCGAACAAUAUUUCUCCGCAGCCAGUGAACUUUGGAAAAUCAAGAAACAGCAAUCAAAAUGAGAGCUCAAAUUGAGGUUAUACCAUGCAAGAUCUGUGGGGACAAAUCCUCUGGGAUUCACUAUGGCGUUAUUACAUGUGAAGGGUGCAAGGGUUUUUUCCGACGCAGCCAGCAGAACAAUGCCAUGUACUCGUGUUCACGGCAGAGGAACUGUCUGAUCGACCGAACCAACAGGAACCGCUGCCAACACUGUCGCCUGCAGAAGUGCCUGGCGCUCGGCAUGAGCCGUGAUGCGGUGAAGUUUGGCCGAAUGUCAAAGAAACAGCGGGACAGCCUGUACGCAGAGGUGCAGCGACACCAGCAGCUGUCUCAGGAGUGCCUGGUGGGUUUGGGUGGUGGUCUAGCACCACUUGACCGAGAAGAGACAGGUGAAGACAGCACACACAGCCGGCCGUACAGCAAUGGAGGCUCCAGCUCCACCCUCAGCGACCUGGAUGACAUCGCCACGCUGCCCGACGGUUUGCUGUUCGACCUGCCGCUUACCCCAGAGGAGGCGAGCGAAUACUGCACACUGGAGAUGCUCGGAAGCGGCGGAGGGUCCGGGAGUUCUGGAAGCGGAAGUUGGUCCAAUCAGAGCUCUCCAGAGCCCAGUGCUGUAGAUUGGACGGAAGCAGCGAGGGUGAAGCAUGAGUAUAUCCUGCCUGAAAACAGUCUUCUUACGCACUCUCUCCUGGGAUCUCUACCAGACAACUGCUCUCUGCACGACAUAGAGCGAAUCACUCAAAAUGUUGUGAAGUCUCACCUGGAGACGUGUCAGUACAGCUCAGAAGAGCUGAAGAAACUCACCUGGAACGUGUACACACCUGAAGAAACCCGCAGCUUUCAACUCAAGUCUGCAGAGUGGAUGUGGCAGCAGUGCGCCCUGCACAUUACAAACGCCAUUCAGUACGUUGUAGAGUUCGCAAAGCGCAUCUCUGGAUUCAUGGACCUCUGCCAGAACGACCAGAUCAUUCUGCUCAAAGCAGGAUGUCUGGAGAUCCUGCUGAUCCGAAUGUGCCGUGCUUACAACUCUUCAAACAAUACUAUGUUUUUUGAUGGCAAGUUCGCCAGUCCUCAGCUCUUCAAAGCUCUCGGGUGUGCUGACCUGGUGAACGCCGUCUUUGAGUUGGCUAAAAGUCUGAGUCGACUUCAGCUGAGUGAUGAGGAAAUGGCUUUAUUCAGCGCUGCGGUUCUGCUGGCUCCAGACCGGCGGUGGUUGACAGAUUCUCAGCAGGUGCAGAAGCUCCAGGAGAAAGUUUACGUGGCUCUUCAGCACAGCCUGCACAUGAACGGAGCCACUACUGAGAAACUGGAUAAGAUGGUGUCCAAACUACCGCAGAUGAAGUCCAUCUGUAACCUGCAUAUUGACAAGCUGGAUUUCUUCCGCCUGGUUCACCCGGAAACAGCCUACAGCUUCCCGCCUCUGUACAGGGAAGUGUUCGGCAGCGAGAUCAAUUUCCCUGACUCCACCAACAGUUAGAGAGCGGGAGAUAGUGAGGGAGAGAAUGACAGCGAGUGUUAAGGGGAAAUCAGGAGCGAGUGUUAAAGCAAGAGAGACCAUUAUAUGUAAAAUCAGCAUUUCAAACGAACACAUUUAAAAACCUCCAGGGAGAAUCCUCAGUCUAUUGCAGCACUUUUAGCAUACACACACAAUACACUACAAACAUACACACUUAUACACCUGCUGCAAACACAGGGCCAGCAAACUAUAUCAGAUUCGACAACACACAAAACAUACUCGUAUAGGGAUUAUUCCUGGAGUUGUGCUCUCAGAACUGUUUUUAUUUCAUGGAAACACUCCGAAAUGAUCUUUUAUGUACAGAUGUACAGUAUGCUUGCAAAGGCCCUUUGUCCCAUCUUGUAGAUGUCUAAGCAUGCAACUGUUCCUUCUGCAUCUGUACACAGAGGUAUUUCAAGGAGUUUUAUAAGAGGUUUUAUGAUUUUAAUAGUUUUACAGGAUCAAACACUUCCACAUGAACAUUCAGGAGAGCACAACACUUUUUACUGAAGCGAAUACAACAUACGAGAUAACGUCAUCCGUCCUUCGCCGCUGAAUCACUCUUUAAGCACUACUACAGCUUUUUUCCUCCCUCUCCUGUUGUUUUUUCACCCUCGGACGAAUCAUGAAUGUAUCCUAAAAGCACUUCUUUUGAUUUGAGACCGAAUGUACACAAUGCACUUUUGGUCUUGCAUUAUGCUUUAUGAGACUUUAUGACAAUCCACUUAAAAUAAUAAUAACAAAAAAACUGAUGUGCCCAGAUUGUUUGUUAAAAAUGAAGGGACCAAUGUUAACAGUGCUAUGUUAAGGAAUGUUCCACAUUAAAUACAAGUCAAGCUAAUUUCUAAGUUUAA
Molecule: messenger RNA, 2607 nt
Organism: Carassius carassius (crucian carp)
Lineage: Eukaryota; Metazoa; Chordata; Actinopteri; Cypriniformes; Cyprinidae
Product: nuclear receptor ROR-beta-like
Exons: 10
Coding region: 275-1735 (486 amino acids)
Biological process (GO): regulation of transcription by RNA polymerase II
Cellular component (GO): nucleus
Molecular function (GO): RNA polymerase II cis-regulatory region sequence-specific DNA binding; zinc ion binding; nuclear receptor activity
Source: RefSeq, a predicted model, not a curated record